This is a messenger RNA of Parasteatoda tepidariorum (common house spider), 1039 nucleotides long. RefSeq lists its product as uncharacterized. NCBI's taxonomy places the organism in Eukaryota, Metazoa, Arthropoda, Arachnida, Araneae, Theridiidae. The record is from RefSeq and is a predicted model, not a curated record.
CGUACUUGGCGUCAUUUCCUUUUCGAAAGGGAGUUCCCGCUUCACUCUCUUUAUCUCCAUGACCACUUCAAUUUUAUUCUCCUAUUUCAAUCUCCACAAGUGACAGUUUACCAUCUGUGAGAAAAAUUCUUGGGUCGGCAGACGUGUGAAAACAGAGAGAAACCAAGCAUGAGGCUCCUACUGGUUUUGUCCAUCCUUGGCGUCGUCCUCCUAGCUGUGUCAGCCAAAAAGCAACUGGAAGAGAAUGCCGACAUUGUUGAAGAAGCUGAAACGAAAGACCAUAGUUCCAAAAAAUAUUCAAAAGAUUUCCAAAAAUCUCAUCACCAUGGACACAAACAUAAGAAAAAUAACGCUCAAAAAGAACAACCGAAAGAAGAGGUUAAGCCUAAAAGUGCACCAGUUGAUAUUCCUGAGCCAGAAAUUCAAUUACAAGAAAACAUUGAAACCAGCAAGAAAGCAGUCGAUGAGAGAAAGCGCAAAGAACAGACGGAAGAUUUACACCUUCAAGAUUUGGCCUACGAAGAAAGUUUGAAAAAGGAUAAGAAGAAAAAGAAGGGACACCACGGUGCUCAUCAAGCAGAGGUUGUUGGAAAAGAUGAGAAAAACGAGCAAAAGUUAUUUGCCGAACAAGCCAAGAAUCCAGUUGAAGGAAAAGUAAUUGAAGAUUCCUUCGAACCUCUCAAAAAUUCUGAAGGAGGCAAAAGAAAUCGAGGAAAGGACAAGAAGUCUAAAGACAAGUCUAAAAAUAAGAAGGCUUUCGAGAAAAACAAGGAUAAAGGCAAGAAAUCAAAGGAUGGGAAGAACAAGAAUAAGGACAAAAAGCACAAAAACAAGGAUAAGAAAAAAUGGCAAUAAUUUAGGAUGAAUAAAGACAUUUGAUUUUAAAACUUUGGUCAUAAGUUUCUACUACUUUGAAAAAUGCGAUCGAUUUAAAAUUGUUUGUUUCUUUUUUUACACCUUUAUGUUUCAUUGUAGCCAUGUUUGUACUUACUUGUCCUGUAAUAAUUUUCUAAAAUAAAUGUGUUUUAUUUAUUUUUUA